Molecule: messenger RNA, 1762 nt
Organism: Setaria italica (foxtail millet)
Lineage: Eukaryota; Viridiplantae; Streptophyta; Magnoliopsida; Poales; Poaceae
Exons: 6
Coding region: 96-1682 (528 amino acids)
Biological process (GO): polyamine transport
Cellular component (GO): periplasmic space
Molecular function (GO): polyamine binding
Source: RefSeq, a predicted model, not a curated record
CUUUGCGCGAGAACAACUAGAUAAGAAGCUCAUCGGCGGAGGCCAGGAGACCAUUGCCCGGCUCGGCGACUCCGAGAGGGAACCGGGCAGCGGCGAUGGAGGUGCAGCCGCUCCAUCUCCUCCUCGCCCAGCCCCACCACCCUCGCCUCCCCGGUCUCCUCCCCAACCACCCUACCCACUACCUGCCCACCUCCCGCCUCCGACUCCGCGUCCGCCUUCGCAGGCCGAAGCUGCUCGCCGCGGUGCCUUCGCGGCGUCCGCCCGGCAGCCAGGCCGACGCGCCCGGCUGGGAGUGGGCGCCGAACGCCGCGGCGGCGCUGGUGCUCCAGCUGGCCGUGUGCUCGCUCCUGUUCUUCUUCCCCUCCCGCGCCCGAGCUCACGCGCCCCCGCCCCCCGCAGCCGCCGCCGCGGCCGUUGAGGCGACGCAGGAGGAGGAUGACCAGGAGUGGGAGGCCGCGCUGCAGAAGUGGAAGACCAAGACCUACGCGCUCUCGGUGCCCCUCCGGGUCGUCGCGCUCCGCGGCUCCUUCCCUCCCUCGUGGAUUAAGGAUUUCGUUAAGGCCCAGGGCAAGAGGAUCAAAUUCAGCCCCGAGCUCCGUGCUAAUCUUGAUGGGAUAUUCUCUGAGAUGUCACAAUGUAUGGACAAGGGUCAAGUUAAGCCAAAAUCUGCAAUGGCAGCUGAUAUUGUGUCGAUUGGGGACUCUUGGCUUGGUUAUGCCAUACGCAAGGGAUUGUUAGAACCUGUCAAGAAUGCUGAAGAACAGGAUUGGUUUCGCAGCCUGAGUGACAGAUGGAAGGUUCAUUUGUGCAGGAACCAGAAUGGAGAGGCAGAUCCUAAUGGCUCAGUAUGGGGAGUUCCAUACCGAUGGGGUACCAUGGUCAUCGCGUACAAGAAAAACAAGUUCAAAAGGCAUAAUUUGAAACCAAUACAGGAUUGGGAGGAUUUGUGGAGGCCUGAACUUGCUGGGAAGAUUGCAAUGGUUGAUUCUCCUAGAGAGGUCAUUGGUGCAGUUCUGAAGCAUCUGGGUUCAUCAUACAACACAGUUGACAUGGAAACAGAUGUCAGUGGUGGUAGAGAAGCAGUCUUGAAAAGCUUUACGCAACUACAAAAGCAGGUCCAACUAUUCGACAGUAUGAACUACCUGAAGUCAUUUAGUGUUGGAGAUGUAUGGGUUGCAGUGGGCUGGAGCAGUGAUGUGAUCCCUGCUGCAAAGCGAAUGUCUAAUGUCGCUGUGGUAGUUCCCAAGUCAGGCAGCAGCCUAUGGGCUGAUCUAUGGGUGGUACCAUGCGCGUCUAGAUUUCAGACCGACCAAAUCGGUGGCAGAACCAGAGGCCCAUCUCCACUCAUCCACCAAUGGUUUGACUUCUGCCUGCAGAGCGCUAGGAGCCUACCCUUCCGCCAAGACAUCAUCCCAGGAGCAUCACCUCUGUACCUGGAGAACCCUGUGCCGGAGGUCCCUCAAGACAAGAACAAGAGGAAGCCGAAGCUGGACACGAACAUCGUCAGGGGAGUGCCUCCACCUGAGAUCCUGGAGAAAUGUGAGUUCUUAGAACCACUGUCGGGCAAGGCGUUGGAGGAUUACCAGUGGCUAGUAUCGAGGAUGCAGAGACCACGGCUUGGUCUGUUCGGGAAUGCGUUGCAAAAGAUAUCGAGUGUAUUGGACUUGAAAUCAAGAUUAUAGAGCUCGUGUACUGCACUUGACCAAGCUUUUUGCUCUCUGUGUUGUAGUGUUGCUUGUUGUCAUAAUUCUGUGUUGGGUCA